Molecule: messenger RNA, 5310 nt
Organism: Pleuronectes platessa (European plaice)
Lineage: Eukaryota; Metazoa; Chordata; Actinopteri; Pleuronectiformes; Pleuronectidae
Gene: sema4ab
Product: sema domain, immunoglobulin domain (Ig), transmembrane domain (TM) and short cytoplasmic domain, (semaphorin) 4Ab
Exons: 16
Coding region: 559-3075 (838 amino acids)
Biological process (GO): neural crest cell migration; negative regulation of axon extension involved in axon guidance; axon guidance
Molecular function (GO): semaphorin receptor binding; chemorepellent activity
Source: RefSeq, a predicted model, not a curated record
AUGGGAGGAGGCUCCCAGCCUUUGUUGUUAUAGAAUAGGCUUAACCACGGUCAGCGUUUCCUUCCCACCGGCUAAAGUGUCUUCUGUCCUAUUUUCACCGGAGCAGAGACAGCGAGGCAGAAGACUGCAACCUGUGUGUUCGAGCGGUCAAGGAAGAAGAAGUGGGGAGAGAGGAACAACAGAAGCCACCCGCGAACAUGUAAGAUCACAGCUCUGCAUCAGCUGGAGGAGUGUUGUUUUUCUGGAACAUUUACAGACAAGAGGACUUGCUUAAUCUGACGGCCGAUUCCUGUUGCACAAACAAGAGAAACCACUCUUUCUGAGAAAAGGGAGCAUCAAGGUGAACCCAUAAUGCACAGCCUGAGUGUUGGAGCAGGAUGUGAGGCUCAAUGCGGAGAUAAAGCCAACAAUGAUCUGCUGCACAAACCAGAGUAUGUGGCUUCAGCAGGGACCUCCACCCCUCCUACAAAGUCUUUGAUAAACUGGGGGAGCAUCAGACCCAGUGUCACCCUGUGACCAUAAAUGUAACUGAGGUCAGACUCCCUCAUUCGUGCUGUAAUGAAGACUCACAGCCUCCUGUCCCUCACUGUGACCUUGCUGGGUUUUCUGAGCCAGUGUCUGACAAGGCUCACUCCCAGAGUCUCCUUCCCUAUGGGAAGUCCUGGGAGACAUCUCACCCGCUUCAAUAGCCAUGAUGUCAGCAACACCACCACAUUGCUGCUCAGUGAGGGUGGAGACAUGCUGUAUGUAGGAGCCCGAGAUGCGUUGUUAGCACUGGAUGUAAGCCACAAGGACGCCAUCAUACUGAAGACCAAGCGGGACUGGAGCCCUUCAGACAAAGAUGUUGAGCAAUGUUCCAUGAAAGGCAAGAAAAUGGCUGAUUGUCCUAAUUUCAUCCGUGUACUGCAGUACUUAAACGCCUCCCAUAUCUAUGCCUGUGGAACAUUUGCCUUCAGCCCACGCUGCACCUAUGUUGACUCAGAGACGUUAUCGAUGAGUAUCAACCCUGAUGAAGGAAGAGGUCGUUGUCCCUAUGACCCCUACCAACGCAACACUGCUAUCAUCGUAGAUGGAGAGCUGUAUACUGGGACAGUGGCAGACUAUAGGGGGAACCGACCAGUUAUCUCCCGGCAUCUCAGUGAGGGCAGGCGUGUUGACCUGAAGUUGGAUGACACAUUAGGAUGGCUGGAGGAUCCAACCUUCAUCAGCUCCAGUUUCAUUCCUGAUGAGGAGAAGAUCUACUUCUUCUUCAGUGAAGUGGGCAGAGAGUAUGACUUCAUCAACAAAUUUAUUGUCUCUCGUGUUUCUCAGAUCUGCAUGGGAGAAAAUAUUGGAAAGACAUCUCAAUAUCUGAGUGACAUCGGCGGCCAGAGGACCCUGCAGCGACGCUGGACAACAUUUGCAAAGGCUCAGCUGUUGUGCCAGGCUGACAAUGAGCUACCCUACAAUGUGAUCCAGGAUAUUGACACCCUCCCACCAGCAAAGGGAGCUUCUGCAGAUGACACUCUGUUUUAUGGCAUCUUCACCUCACAGUGGUCUGUCAAUUCUGGACAAUCAGCAGUGUGUUCAUUCCGUCUGAGUGACAUCAAAUCAGUUUUCUCUGGUAACUACAAAGUCCUGAACCGAGACACGUUACAGUGGAGCACACGUGUUCAAGAGAAGGUCGCAAAUCCAGGAGAGUGUGGACUGCACAAUGCAUCAGACAACGCCCUGCGCUUUGUCAAAGAAAAUUUCCUGACAGACGACAGUGUUCGGCCAGUUGGAAGAAGUCUGACCAUGGUGUCUGCUGAGCAUAAGUACAGCCACCUGACUGUCCAGAGAAUCCAGGCUGCCAACAGCAGAGACUACACUGUCCUGUUUCUGCUUACAGAAUCUGGUUAUCUACACAAAGCAGUGCUGCUGCCAAGUGGGGCCCAUAUCAUUGAGGAGGUCAAGGUCUUUGCACAAACUCAACCUAUCAAGAGCCUGAAGCUAUCCAUACCCAAGGGUGUGAUAUACGUUGGUACAUCAGAGGGUGUGGUGAGGGUUCCAACGGCAAACUGUUCCUUUUACUGGACAUGUGCUCAGUGUGUGCUGGCCCGAGACCCCUUCUGUGGUUGGGACAAUGCCAACAGGGCCUGCGUGGAGGCAUCUAUCUCCCAGACCAGUUUAUGCCAGGAUGUAGACAGAGGGAAUGUUGAGGAGGCAUGCAAAAGUGUAACAUUACCACAUCGAGCCAGAUUCGGACCAACCAAACUGUCUGCAGCAUCAUGUCCUACAGGUGAGCUGGUGUCUGUAACUCUAAAUGAAGUGGUGAGACUGAAGUGUCCCGCAGCAUCACAGCUGUCCCAGCAGAUGUGGGAGCGUCCUAACAGCCGGCUAUCCACCGACCUGUACCUGCAACUGGGGGACGGGAGUCUAAGCUUUGUGGCCACCCCUGCCACGCUGGGCCACUACCUAUGUCUGUCCACUGAGAAUGGCUACCAGCAGACUAUGGCCAUCUAUCAUGUAAAACAGAAGAGCAGCCCAAUGGCUCAUACUUCAACCAGUUCCACCCGGUCUCAGACACAACCCAUAACCACCAUGCAGACUGUGUCUAGAGGUGGACUUGGAUUGCACACCUCUGGGACUCAAAGAACGGAAAUAAGAAAUGGAGAGAUUGAGCCAACACGGUCAAGCAGGGAAACUCAGGUCAUCACUAGGCAGCAGGGCAGGAACCUGACAAUGUGGACACAUCAAUCUGGGCAGAAGGAGGUUGGCUUUCAGGAUGGGGAGCCUUUGCAGUUGGUUCCUGGCCCCUGCUAUCUAAAGGAGCUGGUGGCUGUAUCAAUUCUGCUGGUACUCUCCAUCAGUUUACUGAUCACCAUGCUUUUGUAUGUCAUCAGACAGCGGUGCCACAGCCGAACAGCCCCGCAUGCAGGGACUCCAACCAGAGACUCAGACAGAAGGACCCCUGUGGAGCAGGAGGCCCUCGGGGGGAACCAGUCUCUGAGUAAACGCAAUGGACAAAGCCUGAACAGUGGACAAGCCAGUGGUUCAGGCUGUAAAGGAGCACUCACAGGCUCUAAUGGACAUUUGCCCAACACACCCAUCUGAACAGUUCCUGAAAUUGUAGCUAUUACAGAUAAGACCGGAUGAGAGUGGGGUAGGAGGUGAGGUGGGUGGUAAUUCCAUUGGUACAUAACUGCAGGCAUAUACUUCUUCUUGUGAAAAACAGGCUGUGAUGUUCUGGAUUUUUCACUUACUAGAAGGUGAAAACUGAUCCAGUACAAUUUGUUCCUUCUGGGUUUUUACAGUUCAGUCAGUCUUUGAUCUAGGGCAGCAUAAUAUAAGGAAAACAUGCGAUAACUGACUAUUGCAAUGAUGAUAUGACUUAAUAAUAAUAAUCAAAUGCUUGAGUAUACGUGGUUAAAGUUAUUCUGCUUCAGUUUCCCUGCGUAAAUAGAUCCCAUACAGUGAGUAGCAUAUGUAGACUCUGGAAAAUAAUUAUAAGCAUUAUUGUGUUUAGCAUGCGCUCCUGUGCAAAAGAGCUAGCGUUACGGCUGAUGAACUCAUUAAGAAAAGCAUCGAUCAGUGUUGAUAUUGUGGAGUUAUUUCAAACGAAACAUUUAUUACUUUCCUUCAGGUUCUGGGGUCAUAAAUAAGCUGAACAAAUCUUUUAUAUAAUCAACUGCACGUAGUGAAGAUUUUAACUCGGGACAAAUAUGAUCAAUAGAAGUUUCCACAGUGAAAUUUAGCCCGGAGGAGGCGGCACAAGAUUUGACAGAGCUGCCUCACACUUCUCUGUUCUCUCUCUAUUCUCUUCUUUCGACAAUGAUGGUCAUUUGAAUAUCUUUUAUUUAUUAUCUAGGGCAGCAGGGCUCCAUCUAAUUGAUAUCCUGCAAGUUGAUAUUAUGAUGACGAUACAUUUUCGAUUUAAUGUGCAGCCCUACUUAGAUCCAAAGUGACUGACAGCUAAAGUUAUGUAUCAUUUUAUAUGGUAACAUUGUCAAGAAUUCGUCCAAAACAAAUAGCCAUUAUGAUUUGCAAUCUUUAGAAGUCUGAGCUCAUGUUCAGCACAAUUGUUCAAUUUCAAAAUUUUCCCUUCAAAGAAUUGUAUAAUAACGAGGAGUCAUUAGUGGGUGAAGGUUAUCGAGGUGGAAGACCACACAUCAUCUUUAACAUGAUCCAAACACCCCUUGAUCAGAAAUGUUCUGCUGACUGAUCUGAUGCUACAGAUGGUGUUUGGGACAACAGCUGCAGUUCAGGUGUUCUUUUACUAUUAAGUUUAUAAUGUUAUUUGUGUUCCAAUUCACCAUUUAGUCACAAUGAUUGGAUCAGUGGAAACUCUUGGCCUAAUUGAUAAAUGAAGCAUAAAAAACUUUCUUUAACCUGUAAUGUGUUUAAGACACAGAGAAAAAAGUCUGUAAUCUUUCAGCUUUGAAUAUUGAAGUUGUCUUUUUUUCUGUAAAUCGUUUCCGCGCUCCCUAUGAGAUAUAUUCAACUAAAUCAUUCUAAAAUAUCUUAACCUGUAUACUUCAUAAUGACUUCACAAGCACAUACCUCAAGCAUUGAUGGCUUUGUGUUUCAGUUGUUUGAGCAGUCCCUUAAUAAACUGUGAUCUGAAAAUUCUGUUCAAUCAAAAUAAAAAAGCAGCUUUCCAUUGGUUGCGUAACGGAGUCCAAUUUGACAAAGUUGAAGUGGAUAAAGUUAAGUGGCAACACUGUAUCCUUAUUUGUUUGUAGUAUAUGGCAAUACUGUGCAAAUAAAAACUCCAAAGUAUCUGCAGACUGACAGCUGAUCUAGCUGUUAUCCAAUUGUGCUUUGUCUUCACAAAGUGACAAGUCUUCAGAUGACUGUUCAGAGUAAAAACCGCUGAUAUGUCUUAAUACAUGUUUCAUCAAUUCCUCUCUUCUCACAUCUUUACUUGCAUCCAGGAGCCGAGCGAAGGAAACAAGGAGAUUUUUUGGGCAAAUGAGAAGCAGCAAUUCUCUGUGCUCACUGGAGAGGAGAUGAAUAUGAUUUCAGCAAGUUUUCUUCAGGAGAACAGCAAAAGUGUUGGCCAUGUAUUCCUACAUUGGAGAGGUUAAUGAUUAACUGGUAAAGGAUAAUGGAAUAAUUCUACUGUUUCAUAGAAAAUCAGCAUUUUCUUAUUCGAGUUUUUUAUCCCUUCAUAAAUAAGGUGUGGUUUAUAAUACAAUUCUUGCCUUUAUAAUACUUUCAACUUUUCAAGGUUUUGACCACUGUAUUUCUAAAUUAUGUCACUUUGCUCAUCACUACUUAUUCAGAUGAUUCCAUUUUUGAUGCAAUGAAAAUCCAGAAUGGAUAAAAGUCAUCUGUCAUAUCAACAAA